Messenger RNA from Tetrahymena thermophila SB210, 1227 nucleotides. Its product is annotated as RNA polymerase III RPC4 protein. Gene Ontology annotation, molecular function: DNA binding. The record is from RefSeq and is a predicted model, not a curated record. The transcript has 5 exons. Lineage: Eukaryota; Ciliophora; Oligohymenophorea; Hymenostomatida; Tetrahymenidae. Gene Ontology annotation, biological process: transcription by RNA polymerase III. Gene Ontology annotation, cellular component: RNA polymerase III complex.
AAUUUUUGCUUUAAAAAGUGUAUCUUUGAUUUAUUUGAUAACUAAAUAACUUACAAAAUUAGCAAUAAAAUGGCAAAAAGAGAAAGAAAUUAAAACCAAGAUACUUUUAUUCCAUCUGCUAAGCUCAACGAGAAGCAAGGCAUGGCAGAUAAAGAAUACCAAUAGUUCACUUAAGGACUUGUGUAAAUCGGAGAAGAUUUAGAUGAAAGUGUCAUUAAAAGAAGUUAAGUUUUAUAAGCUGACUUAUAAUAAAAGGAAUAAUAAACUAGAGCAAAAUCAGGAGAAAAGAAAAAAUUCAAAGUCAAUCCAAAUUUGAAGAAACAAAUUGAUCCUGAAGUGAUUAAAUAGUAAUUAAAAGAAGAAUAAGAGGCAUUAAAAAAAUAACAAAGUGAAUAAGAUUAAGAAGUUGAUACUUUAGUAACACAAAAAGGUUCUUCGUUCUUUGGGAUUGAAAAAGCCUAACCUGUAACAACAAAGAGAAAGGGAUUUCAUGGCGCAAGAAUAUCUAAGGAAGAAAUUGGAGAUAUUUAAAAUUAAGAUGAUGGAGCAACUGAACUAAAGAAUUACGAAACGAAAUAAGUAAAAAAAUUAGGUUUAUGUUUAUAUUUUAAAUGCAAGUUAUUAUCGUAGGUAGUAGAAGGAACUAUAGAAGAGGAAGAUUUGGCUAAUACACAUAAGCCUGAUAAUAUGUUUGAGCCUACUAAAUUACCAUUUUAGUUAAUAAGCUAGGAUAAUAAAAAUGAUGAAAAAGCUAAACACGAAAUUUUAGAUAGUAAAAAGUUCAAUAUGUUGUAAUUUCCCUCUUAGUUUGUCUAUAAGCUACCCCAAAAUGCUAAAACCAAACUUAAAUUAAAGAAAUUAGAUGUUGAAAAGCUUCAUGAGUUAAAAGAAAUUUUAAGUUUUAAUGCUCAAAAACCAUAUGAUUCUGCUGGUAACUCCAUUAAGUACAAUUAUAAUACAAUUGACUAUUUUGCUUAGAAAGACCCAAAGAAAGAAUAAGGAUUUAAUAUGGGAAAAUUGAGAAUAUACAGUGAUGGAUCUGUUUAGUUUAUCUGUGGUUAAAAUAUUUUUGAUGUGACAGAAGGUGUACAAAAUAAUUGUAAAUAAUAAUUUGUAGCAAUCGAUUAAGCAAAGCAUCUUUUUGAAAAUCCAACUAUUUUUAAUGUAGAUAAUAUCAAUAAAAAGUUUGUAAUUUAGCCAAAUAUAAACGAACUCUAUAAAAAAUGA